ACUCUUUAAUAUUCAUAUCAACGACAUAAACUCAGCAUUGAAGUACUGUGAGGUAAAAUUGUUCGCCGACGAUACCCUCUUAACCCUCAGUGACUGUAAUCUACCCAAUGCAAUGAUUAAAAUGCAAGAAGACCUUCGUUGUUUGUAUAAAUGGUUGUGCGUAAACAGACUGCAAUUAAAUGUGAACAAGACAAAGUUUAUGGUCAUAUCUAGAGCAGCUAACGUUAGCUCCGAUAAUUACAGUUUAAAAAUUAAAGAUGAAGUAAUUGAGAAAGUGAGAAUCAUUAAAUAUCUAGGUAUAUAUAUCGAUGAUAAGUUAAAAUUUGAGGAACAUAUUGACUACACAGUAGCAAAAAUUCGUAAAAAAAUUGGUCUCAUGAAAAGAUCAUCAAGCGACACACAAAUAGAUAAGCUUCAAAAAAUGCAAAAUAGGGCUAUGCGAUUUAUCUUGAACAAGCGGUACGACACACCCAUACAGGAAAUGAUCGCAGAAUUAAACUGGCUGAGCGUGAAACAGCAAAUUUUCUAUCACGCUAUGAAAUUCGUGUUUAACAUAAAACAAGGUAGACUCCCAGAUUAUCUGAGUGAUAUCCUACGAUAUAAUAGUGAAACCCAUUCGUAUUUACUCAGGGGAAAUAAUAGUUUCAGGCUGCCGCUGUAUAAAACGGAAAUAGAUAAGAAGAAUAUCUUUUAUAAGGGAUUAAAAUGUUAUAAUGAACUUCCAGCUCAAAUAAAAAAUUGCGAAAACGAUGUUACCUUCAAAAGGCUGCUACUUGAUCACUGUAGAACAUUGGAUAUCAGAUAGAAAGGUCCGGCAUGGAAACUAGUCCUUUCCAUCCGUACUGGCUGGAUGACUGUGGAUUUAGUCCAUUCAGAUCACCCAUAAUGUAUGAAAUAAGGAGGUCGGCAUGGAAACUAGUCCUUUCCGUCCGAUCAAAUGGCGCGACUCUGGAUUUCGUCCAUUCAGAUCGCCUGGCGGUAGAGAAGUUUAUAAGAAGCGGCUUGGAAACUAGUCCUUUCCAACCGCUCAGUUGUGGCGGCUCUGGAAAUUACACUCUUAGACCGCAUAUCGUACGUGAUAUAUUUACGGUACUGCUUGGAAUCCCGUCCAUUCCAACAGCAUCGAGAAUAUGCUUA
Rhagoletis zephyria (snowberry fruit fly) is the source of this 1137-nucleotide messenger RNA. RefSeq lists its product as uncharacterized. The record is from RefSeq and is a predicted model, not a curated record. Lineage: Eukaryota; Metazoa; Arthropoda; Insecta; Diptera; Tephritidae.